GUUUUCUCUUUAUCUUGUUUAGUUACCAUCUGUUUAUCGAAAACACGAUUUCGCACAGUGUAUUUAAACGCGGGUGUGAAUAACAACUUUCUAACAUACUUUUCUUUGUUUUUUUCGUUAAAAUAUUUUAUUUAACGCGAUCAUCAUGACGAUAGAUAGAAAUUUUGUAAAUGUGUUGAUGUUGAGUUUCGGCUUCAUGUUGAUAUUUACAGCAUUUCAGACGAUGGGCAAUAUUGAGAAAACCGUGCUGCAAAGUAUUAAGACGGAAGAUCCAAAUUUCACCGUCGAGGCGUACACUAGCUUAGCAAUAGUUUAUGCCGUCUUUGCCACUUGUAACUGGUUAGCUCCAUCGUACAUCUCCGUGACAGGGCCACGUGGUGCUAUCAUUACCGGCGCUUGCUGUUACGUCUUUUUCAUAGGAUCUUUCCUCUGGCCACAAAAUGUCUUACUCUAUAGUGCGUCGUGCAUUCUGGGUCUUGGAGCCGCAUUUAUAUGGACAGGACACGGCCAAUACUUAACAGAGAAUAGCAACUCGGAGACAAUGUCCAGAAAUGCGGGAAUAUUUUGGGCGAUUUUUCAGACCUCGAUGUUCUUCGGCAAUCUUUUCAUCUACUAUAUGUUUACGGAACCUACAAUCAAUGCUGCAACGAGAACAAUCGUCUUCGGUGUACUUACUGGGUUGGCAGUUGUAGGCACGUGCGUUCUGGCUGGUUUAAGGAGAGUAUCUCAGAGGCUGGUGUUGGGCGAGGCUGAAGGUGUUUCCAGUGCCGAUAAAGAACUUCGAAUGCCGGAAUCUACAAGGGAGAAACCAUUUUUAGCUGCUUGGCAUGCCCUCACUGACGCAUUUGAUCUAUUCCUUACAUCGAAAAUGCUUUUAUUAUCUUUGACAUUCGUGUACACUGGUCUUGUAUUAACAUUUUACUCGGGAGUCUACUCGUCGAGUAUUGGGUUCACCAAAGCGAUUGGUACAUCGAGGAAAGGCUUAGUUGGUCUUUCUGGUAUUUUUAUUGGAAUCGGAGAAGUAUUCGGCGGAGCUCUCUUUGGUAUAUUUGCAUCCAAGGUGUCCCAUUUUUGUGGCGCAUGGUCGGUCGUGAUCGUAGGAUUUUGCACACAUUUAUUCGCCUUUAUUACUAUCUUUAUAAAUUUACCAAACGAUUCACCGUUCCAGGACACCAACAGCGUAGGAUUUAUCGCUCCUUCGCCGGUUUUAGCGAUGGCCGGAAGUCUUGCUUUAGGUUUUGGCGAUGCAUGCUUCAAUACUCAAGUUUACACAUUGCUAGGAUCGCUGUUUGUAAAAAGGAGCGCUUCGGCUUUCGCGUUGUUCAAAUUUUGCCAAUCGGUCGCAGCCGCCGUAAGUUUUGCUUACAGCAGCAGCGUGAAUCUUUACAUGCAACUUCUCAUAUUGACGAUAACGAUCUGUGUCGGUACGGUUGCGUUUUGUUAUGUCGAAUACGUGACUAGAAAAGAAAAAACCGAUGUACCGUCGGAAGACGAUCCAACGCUCGUUACGGAAUAAGCAGAGCAAAUUUAUGAUCAGGAUUUAAAGAUGAUACAUGAAACAUAAGCAUAAUUACUCGAGAACUGAGAGAUAUUAAAAGUAAUGCUAUUUAAAACGAUGAAACUGCAAUUACUGUACAUAUGUGUAAUUAAAUAACAAAAGAAGCAAUCGAAACUGAAACAUUACCAAAUUAAUUAUAUUCACUAAAGCACAUAUUUGUUUUUGUAUUAUAAUAUCGCAAUAUUACUGAAUAUUAAGUAUGUUUGGCGUGCAACGAUUAGGAACUUAAGACGGGAAAUUCGCGUAGUUGUAGAAAAGAUAUCUUUUUAUAUCUUUUUUAGGGAAAGUUAACACGUUUCUCUAAUUUUUCGAAAUAUGUCACCAAAACGUGAUUGCAAACAAGAGUUGACGUAUUAUAUUAUAAGUCUAUAAGAUUGAUAUUAUAGAUAAGUGUAUAAAAGACACGAAUGCAAUGCAAUGUUGAACAAAAUUGUAUUAUUUAAGAAAAGUGUUACUUUGAAUUAAUUUUUUAAGAAAAAUUUUAAUUCAUAAUAUAGAAAACACGAAGAAUACUAUACGACCGCAUUCUCCUUUGUUUAGACAAGCAUCUAGUUGUAUGUCUGAAAUUGUAAAUGUAUAUUAUUGUGUUUUGAUACGUGUACGACAAACAUAACGAAAUACUAAUUAAAUUAAUAAAUAAUUACAUCCGUACAACAACUAGAAACUGAUCGAAAAAGAGUAGGGAAUACGUUCGACGGAUAGAACUUUUUUUUUUCGAACAGCAGACAUUAAUACUGUCCGGUGAACCAAAGAAGAAUGCUCAAUUCGGUAGUUUAAGCAAGAACAGUUUGAAUCGUUUUUGCGUUCGACGUUCCAUAGUAUUUUUCUAAUCACAUUGUAUAUUUUUAACUAAAAUACAGAAAUGAACAAAUAGUGAUGGAAUGCUCAAGUGCAAUAGAAUCCUAUGUAAAAAAAAAGAGAACGAAGCUAGAAUAAUUUUCUACGAAAGAAAAUUUUCUACAAAUGUUGUUUAUAUUGUAGAUUAUACAUAGAAC
Molecule: messenger RNA, 2553 nt
Organism: Colletes gigas
Lineage: Eukaryota; Metazoa; Arthropoda; Insecta; Hymenoptera; Colletidae
Product: UNC93-like protein MFSD11
Exons: 2
Coding region: 146-1516 (456 amino acids)
Source: RefSeq, a predicted model, not a curated record